Geodia barretti is the source of this 1020-nucleotide messenger RNA. The record is from the annotation of a GenBank genome assembly. Lineage: Eukaryota; Metazoa; Porifera; Demospongiae; Tetractinellida; Geodiidae.
AUGGUUAAUUCAACAUACGGUGAACGCAGCCGGGUGUAUCUGUUUGGCACGGGAGGGACGAUUUCAUUCGUGGGGGAGAACCGCACCGAUUUCGCCAACUACAGCUACCGGGGGACGCAGCUUACGAUCCAGGAGAUGCUGGCGCGGGUUCCCGAAGCGGAGGAAGUGGCGGAUGUAGUUGCAGAGCAGGUGAUCAACGUUGGCAGCACGGAGGUGUAUCCGUCCGACUGGCUGACGCUGGCGCGACGCAUCAACGAGCGGAUGAGCGCGGACGGCGCCGCGUCCGGUGCUGCGGUAACCCACGGCACGGCAACGCUGGAAGAGACCGCGUAUUUCCUGAACCUGACGGUGCGCGACCGUAGGCCGGUGGUGGUUACGGGAGCGAUGCGUCCCCCGUCGGCGAUGGGCACGGACGCCGACAACAAUUUGCUGGAUGCGGUGCGCAUAGCAGCCGCGGAGCAGUCGGCGGGACGGGGCGCUCUGGUGGUUUUGAACAACGAGAUUCACUCGGCGCGUGACGUCACCAAGACGGACUCGUACCGCGUGGAGACGUUCCAGUCGGGACACAUGGGCUACCUGGGGUAUUCAGACUCCGACGGCCAGGUGGUUUAUUAUCGUCGUCCCGAGCGGAGGCACACCGCAGAUUCCGAGUUCGAUUUGGCUGGUAUCGACGAACUGCCGCGCGUUGAUAUCGCCUACGCCUACGCCGGCGCGGACGGCACCGUGAUCGAUGCCCUCACCGACGCGAAGGUGGGGGGAAUCGUGGCAGCCGGAUUGGGCAGCGGUGGUUCGCCGGCCCCGUUUAUGGCCGGAUUGCAAAGGGCGAUAGCAUCGGGUGUGCCGGUGGUCCUGUCGACGCAGGUUGGCACCGGCAGGGUGCUGCAAACCAGGCGGUUCAUGGAGCAGGGUUACAUCGUCGCGGACAAUCUGCACCCCAAGAAGGCGCGAAUCCUGCUGAUGCUGGGCUUGACACGGACCACUGAUCCUUCGGAGUUGCAGCGCAUGAUGCUGGAAUACUGA